Messenger RNA from Linum tenue, 1722 nucleotides. The record is from the annotation of a GenBank genome assembly. NCBI's taxonomy places the organism in Eukaryota, Viridiplantae, Streptophyta, Magnoliopsida, Malpighiales, Linaceae.
AAGCCCUUUCUUGUUUUUGUAUUUCCUUAGAUUAGGGUUUAAGGGCGCAAUGCCACGCUCAUGAAUUCUGUUCACAUCGGGAAAUUACUCCCCAGAUAUCAGCGUAUUGCAAGAUUCUGUGGAACCACAAUGGCUAAAGAGCAGAGACAAUCGGACAACAAGGUCUAUUUCCAUUACAACCACACCGAUCCCUGCAAAUUCGCGAGAUGGACAACAAGGGAAAGCUUUGAGUUCAUGCACGGUCGGCCCUGGCAAGAAGUUGCCGACUUCUAUUCCAAUGUGGUGAAUGGGAACUUGUCACUGUUGCAACUGUUUGAUGAAGUUCAGUGAAUCUACUACCAUCCCCGGGUACCGGGUGUGAACAUUAGAUUAGGUGCUGGCGUGCUGCAGUUUCUUGACCUUUAAGUCCUUACCUCAACUGGUAGGUGGAAUAAACUGCUGCUUAUUCCAAAAUUUACAAGACUGCCUUGUGUGAGGUUAUAAAUUUCAUUUGAUCCUAAUACUAUGCCCUAAUACUAUAAUUCUAGGAUUCAUAUGUUUUUUUCUUAUCCUCUUGGUUUCUUACAUUUCAUUGUAGACAAAUCUCCUAUGCAGACACAUAAUAAUCUUGAUGUUGCUAAACUAUCUGAAGUUUGCAAUAGAACCGACUUUGAGGGCACUUUGAAGGAAGAUAGAUCUGGGAGGUUGGAAAGAGUGACAUUCAAGAUAGUUCUUUCUUAUCAUGGGUGUUCAUUUGACGGUUGGCAGAAGCAACCUGGUUUGAACACGGUUCAGGGAUUAGUAGAACAGUGUUUGGGUAGAUUUGUCGAUGAGAGGAAAGCUCAACUACUUAAAGAAAAAUCCAAGCCAUUAGAAGGGUGUGCUGCUGUUGCUGGCCGCACGGACAAAGGAGUCUCCGCUCUUCAGCAAGUUUGUUCUUUCUAUACAUGGAGGAAGGAUAUUAGGAUUCAGGACAUUGAAGAUGUUAUCAACAGCACAGCACCGGGGAAACUCAGGGCUGUAUCAAUCUCUGAGGUUUCACGUUCAUUCCAUCCCAAUUUUUCAGCCAAAUGGAGGCGGUACUUGUAUAUUUUUCCUUUCAAUGGCGGUGAAAACAGAGAGCCCAGCUUGCGAUGCGGAGAGGAGGAGAACAUUUUGACUGAGAAUGGACACUAUGGAGGGCAAAGAGAUGUCUCUGAUGAGCUCAGAUGGGAGGGGGAUGAUAACAACUUAAUAGUCAGGGAUGACGGUGAGCUCCAAGGUCCAAAGAAAUCUAGUACAUUUACUGUGUGCAAGGUUAACAGACUUCUGCAGCAACUAGAGGGGAAGUUAUUGUCCUACAGAAUCUUUGCUCGUGACACAAAGGCUUCCAGAAGCAUAGGUCCUCCAACAGAGUGCUUUAUGUAUCAUGCUCGAGCUGCAGAAGCCACUAUACCGCAACCUCAUCCUGGAGCUGGAAGAACAGUUAUGUGUAUAGAACUGGUUGCGAAUCGCUUCCUGCGCAGGAUGGUUCGAGUUCUUGUUGCGACAUCGAUAAGGGAGGCAGCUGCUGGCGCAGAAGAUGAUGCUCUGCUAAAGCUAAUGGAUGCUACCUGUCGAAGGGCCACUGCUCCGCCUGCUCCUCCAGAAGGUUUGUGUAUGGUUAAUGUAGGGUAUGCUGAAUUCGACCCCCGUAACUGCAUCAUUCCAUGAUGUUAUUAUCUCUCUUUCACAGAGUCAGAGCUUUUCUUGUAGGGUAUACUG